This is a messenger RNA of Sorex araneus (European shrew), 1443 nucleotides long. It is a transcript of the gene GPR35, whose product is annotated as G protein-coupled receptor 35. Lineage: Eukaryota; Metazoa; Chordata; Mammalia; Eulipotyphla; Soricidae. The record is from RefSeq and is a predicted model, not a curated record. The transcript is spliced from 3 exons. Bases 92 to 1252 code for a protein of 386 amino acids. Gene Ontology annotation, molecular function: G protein-coupled receptor activity. Gene Ontology annotation, cellular component: membrane. Gene Ontology annotation, biological process: phospholipase C-activating G protein-coupled receptor signaling pathway; positive regulation of Rho protein signal transduction.
UCCACCGCUCUCGGUGCCUCUGCAACCUCAGGAUGAACUGCACCAGCUUCCUCUAUCCUGCGGCCCAGUGCCCUGCGUCACACCCAGCCCUAUGCACGCAAACCCUGGGACCCCGCUUCCCUCUGCCCGAAGCCUCCGGUCCUGCACCCCCGCCCAUCGUGGGCUGGUCUGUCUGCUGUGGUCACGGCCACCACCCCUCCUGCCUGACUCCAGCCCAGCGCUCUGCUCCGUCACCCCACUCAGGAGGGAGGGCAGCCUGGGACACCCCAGCCCACCCCACGCCUCCAGGAGAGACUGCUGGGGGCCUCGAGGCCCAGGAAACAGGACCAUGAACAGCUCCAGCUGUGGGCAGUGCCAGUUCCGCGGGUCGGUAGUCCACUAUGCCUACACGGGCCUGCUGCUGGCGCUGGGGCUGCCGCUGAACGCACUGGCGCUCUGGGUGUUCUGCUGCCGCGUGCCGCGCUGGACCACGACGCACGUGUACAUGGUGAACCUGGCCACGGCCGACCUGUGCCUGCUCUGCACGCUGCCGCUGCUGCUGCUGCCCGGAGAGCUGGCCCUGCUGCCCUGCCACAUCUCCCAGGGCUGCUACCUGGCCAACAGGUACAUGAGCAUCAGCCUGGUCAUGGCGCUGGCCCUGGACCGCUACGUGGCCGUGCGGCACCCGCUGCGGGCGCGGGGCCUCCGCUCCCCGCGCCGUGCCCUGGUGCUGUGUGCCGCACUCUGGGUGCUGGUGACCGGCUCGCUGGCCCUGCGCGGGCUGCUGGGGGUCCGGUCCAACCACACCUGCUUCUUCGGCACCUCGGAGCGGGAGUCCGGCACCGUGGCCUUCUCGCUGCUCGGCUUCUACCUGCCGCUGGCCGUGCUGGUCUUCUGCUCUGUGCAGGUGGGCGUGGCCCUGGCCCAGAGGCCAGCCACCGACGAGGGGCAGGCCGAGACCACUCGCAGGGCUGCCCGCAUGGUCUGGGCCAACCUGGCCGUGUUCCUGGCCUGCUUCCUGCCCCUGCACCUGGUGCUGAGCGUGCGGCUGGCGCUGGGCCCCCGCCAGCACACCUGCGCCUUCAAGUGCGCCCUCUUCAUCACCAGCAAGUUCUCGGACGCCAAUGGCUGCCUGGACGCCAUCUGCUACUACUACUCGGCCAAGGACUUCCAGAAGGCGUCGAGGCAGCCCGCACCCCUCAGCACCAAGGCCCACAAGAGCCAGGAUUCUGUGUGCCUGGCUGUGACCCAAGGGCCUGUCUCCCGCUCCUAGGACGGCGCUGCCUCUGCACAAGGAAGGGGCCACAGGACUGGAACGGGGGGUGGAGGUUCAGGGGAGGCCUUCCUGCCGGUCUCCUGCUGCUGCCCCCUGGGGCUAGAAUAAAGCUCUCAGCCAGAAUCACCAGAUGGCUGCAUGAUGCCCACCUGCCCCCUCCCCCCUGACGGGUGGGGGCCAGAGGUAAG